Molecule: messenger RNA, 1052 nt
Organism: Corythoichthys intestinalis (scribbled pipefish)
Lineage: Eukaryota; Metazoa; Chordata; Actinopteri; Syngnathiformes; Syngnathidae
Product: pyruvate dehydrogenase E1 component subunit alpha, somatic form, mitochondrial-like
Exons: 9
Coding region: 31-1002 (323 amino acids)
Biological process (GO): pyruvate decarboxylation to acetyl-CoA
Cellular component (GO): intracellular membrane-bounded organelle
Molecular function (GO): pyruvate dehydrogenase (acetyl-transferring) activity
Source: RefSeq, a predicted model, not a curated record
CGUGAUGAAGCUCUGCAAUACUACCUCAACAUGCAGACAAUUAGGAACUUGGAACUGAAGGCAAAACAACUGUUUGAUCAGAAUGUCAUCAGAGGUGUAUGUCACUUGUAUGCUGGCCAGGAAGCAUGUGCAGUUGGUAUCAAUGCAGCCAUCAAAGCGACUGAUCGCCUCAUCACUGGGUAUCGUUGUCAUGCCUUCACAUUAAUGCGAGGUGGCCCUCUUAGGGCAAUUGUGGCUGAGCUCGCGGGACGAAAGACGGGGAUUUCAAAAGGCAGAGGAGGAUCCAUGCAUAUGUUUACCAAAACCUUCUAUGGAGGUUAUGGUGUUGUUGGAUCUCAGGUUUCUCUGGGUGCUGGUCUAGCUCUUGCAUGCAAGUACCAGGAGAACAAUGAGCUAUGUGUAUGUGUCUAUGGUGACGGGGCAGCCAACCAGGGGCAGGUUGCUGAGACCAUGAACAUGGCAGCGCUUUGGAAGUUGCCCAUCAUAUUUGUCUGUGAGAAUAAUAAAUAUGCAAAAGGAACGUCAAUGGAGAGGUGCACUGUAAACAGGAACUUCUACAAGAGAGGAGACAUCAUUCCUGGACUAAGGGUGGACGGCAUGGACAUCCUCUGUGUUCGAGAGGCUACCCGGUUUGCUUCUGAUCACUGCCGGACUGGGAAAGGACCCAUUGUUAUGGAGCUUCAGACAUACCGCUAUUAUGGACACCAUCAGCUUGAUAAUGAGUCCAUGUAUCGCUCAGUGGAUGAAGUUGAUGAGGUCCGCAGAACUAGAGACCCCAUCUCACAACUUGAGGGUUACAUCAUCAGGAACAAUCUGGCCAUCACGGAGGAACUUAGGCAGAUUGAUGAUGAAAUAAAAAAGGAUGUAGAAGAAGCAACACGAUUCGCUAUCAGAAGCCCUGAACCACUGGUGGAGGAGUUGUGCAACCACAUUUACUGCAAUCAUCCAAUGCAAGAUGUACGCGGCAUCAAUUCCUGGGCUAAAUUGAAAUCUGGAAGCUAAACAGCAACAACUUGCCAAACAUCACACUCAAGGUCGUAGGUUUGCAUAGG